Messenger RNA from Cuscuta europaea, 2301 nucleotides. The record is from the annotation of a GenBank genome assembly. Lineage: Eukaryota; Viridiplantae; Streptophyta; Magnoliopsida; Solanales; Convolvulaceae.
CUGUGAUAAGAUACAAAUUUAAAUGUUUAGGGGCUUUCGAGGAUAAUAUUACCCCUGAAGUGCCUUCGAAAUGAUUAUCAAAAAAAAGCAAAUGGACGUGGAUUGCCGUGCGUAGUAGUAUCCAUCCGUCCCUCCGAAUUCCAAAAUUAUUACCGACUGUAUUCCUACGACGGAACAUCACUCCGCCUGCUUCCCCCAAUCUCAGAUUUUGCCAUUUUUCCAGAUUCAUUUCCUUGCCCAAUUGGUACACUCAGAGAAGCAUUCUCUAGCAUGGAAGAUGAGGAGGUUAUCAACCUACCUGAUUGUGGUAUUUCUGGAUUCGAAUCUGAAAUGAUUGAGCGUCACGGAUCUGUUGAAGAUACUGCGAAAGAUGAAACUCUUGAAAUCAAGGGCGAAGUUGAAAGUGUAGGAGCCCAGGAUUUGCAGGCAAUGGAUAAUGGCAUAGAUUUGGGGAUAAAUAACUCCACAUUUCAAGCCAGUGUUGAAUUAACUGAAGCAUUUGAGGUAACUCGGAAGGUGGCAUCCACUGGCUCUGAGAUGUGCAUAGAAGACGGUUUUGUAGCUAUUGGAGAUGAAUGCAAUGUUACUAGCCACAUGGAAGGGCAGAUUCCUGUCCGGAGAUCCGAGACUGUUCCAAGUGUAUUACGUGGUGUCAAGAGACCUCGAGUAACUCUUGACGAAGAACAACCAUCGGUACACGUGGUUUAUAAUGCUCUUACAAGAGAGAGUAAACAGAAGCUUGAGGAUUUAUUACAGCAGUGGUCACAAUGGCAUGCUGUGCAUUGUUCUUCAUCAAUGGAUUCCACGAAAGGUUUUGAAUGUGGUAAAGAGACUUACUUCCCUGCUCUCCUUGUUGGGUCGGAGAAGCGUUGUGCAGUGCCUUUUUGGAUGGAUGACCUACAAGGGAACAAAUUGUCCAAGGAGUAUACCUCAUUAGAUAACAGCUCUAUACCUCUUUAUGACCGCACAUACACAUUCGCUCUUACCUCAUCAGACAGCCCAAACAAGUUUGAAGGAGGAUUGGGGGUUGAUGCCCCUCGUUGUUUCAACUGUGGCUCCUAUGGUCACUCAUUGAAGGAGUGUUCAAAGCCUCGUGAUGUUGCUGCUGUCAAUAAUGCUCGGAAGCAACACAAUGCAAGGCGAAAUCAAAAUGCCAGUUCUCGUAAUCCCACUCGCUAUUAUCAAAGUUCACCAAAGGGGAAGUAUGAUGGGUUAAGACCAGGGGUUCUUGAUUUUGAAACACGAAGACUUUUGGGACUCAAGGAACUUGAUCCACCUCCAUGGCUUAACAGGAUGCGGGAGAUGGGUUAUCCACCGGGCUACCUAGAUGCGGAUGGUGAGGAUAUGCCCUCAGGGAUCACAAUAUUUGCAGACGAGGAGUUGGUUGUGGAGGAAACAGAGGAAGGAGAAAUUCCCGACAAGACUCAUCCUGACCCACCGACAAAGAAAAUGAGUGUUGAAUUUCCAGGGGUAAAUGCUCCAAUACCGAAGGACGCAGAUAACUGGCUUUGGGUGGCUGCAGCAGGAGGGUCAUCAUCAAGUUUUAAACCCAACUCAAGAAUUUCCUCGUACAACAAUAGUAGUAGUAGUAGUAGUAGGCAUGCCAAUAAUAACCAUACAUCACACAUUUCCAACCGUGUGCAUUUUGUUGAACGGCAGCUUUCAAGAGAAUUUGAACAUGAAAGGCACAACCAUAGAUCAGAAACUAUCAAUAGAAGGAAUCAUGGUGAACGACAGGUGCUGCCUGCCGGUUUAGAAGAUGAUGGACCACCUGGAUGUGGACUUGACCCUGUUAUGAGUCCUUCCCUAUCUAAAAGACACGGAGAUUGGGACUCCCAUUUUAGUGCCCCAAGUCCAAGGGAUGGUGGUAGUGGUGGCCCUUCAGACCCUAGGGGCAGUACUUACGAUAGAUUCUCUUCAAGACAUCAGCGGUAGUUGAAGAAGCAGACUUCUGUGCAUUAACUGCUCAUAAAUUUCCUCACAUCCUGAUGAUUAGGACUUCAGCAGUAGGAGAAGAAACACACUUGUGCAUUAACUGCUCACAGAUUUUCCCACCCUUUCAUAUCUGAUUAUAAGAUAUGGCUAGGUAUGUAGCUUUUCAUGUUGUCAAAAUGAGACUUGCUUCGUUUGAACAUGUACAUACUUUAGUAGUGUAUGGAAAUGAGAUCGAUAAAUGUGGCUUUCCUUAAAUUUCUUCCGUGACAGUUGUAUUUUUGGUUCCCUAAGUGACACUUACUAUAAGGUGAUGUUUCGCUUUAUAUUCUCUUUUAAUGAAUUUGGCUUCUUUUCUAAUUUUGAAAA